Molecule: messenger RNA, 1264 nt
Organism: Vespula pensylvanica (western yellowjacket)
Lineage: Eukaryota; Metazoa; Arthropoda; Insecta; Hymenoptera; Vespidae
Product: JNK1/MAPK8-associated membrane protein
Exons: 4
Coding region: 333-1241 (302 amino acids)
Biological process (GO): response to unfolded protein
Cellular component (GO): membrane
Molecular function (GO): ubiquitin protein ligase binding
Source: RefSeq, a predicted model, not a curated record
UCUAUGGUUAAUGGAUUUCGAAAGUAAAAAACAAAGUUGUAUUAUCAAUUUUAAGGUUAUACGAGGAUUUAACAAAAAUUAUUGACGUUGCAGUAAUAUUGAAAUACUAAAUAAAUUAAACAUCAGUUAAUAUUGAUUGAUACUUCUAAACUAACGGUAGAUAAUAUGAUCUUAUAGAAAUCCAAAUAAUAAUACAAAUCCAAAAUAAUAGAUAUGAACCGACAUAUAAAUAUUUUUUGUUUAAAAAAAUUAAAUAUUUGUUUUACGUUAAGCCUAUGUAAAAUUUACCUUCUGUAAAAAAUAUGUGUUAAAGAAUUUUGAAACAUUAAAAUAUGAAUUACUUUACACGAUGUCCUGGUAUCUAUUGUGGAAAAGAAUUAUUAGUAAAUGGAAAUUGGAGUGACUGUGGUGCGUGUCCUCGUGGAUAUAGGACGAAUCUUUCUUCCUCUUGUGUUCCUUGUGAAGAUACGCCUAUGUUUUAUGAUUGGUUAUACCUUGGAUUCAUGGCAUUGCUAGCGUUAGUUUUACAUUGGUUUUGCAUUGAUGGCGUUUCGAUGAGACGAAAUAUACCUAAAGAAGUCAUAGCACUGCAUCUAUCUGCAUUAUUUGAAGUUUUGAGUGCAUCCCUCAUUACUUUACAAUUAACUGAUCCUAUUGGUACAUUUGAAAUAAGAUCUUGUAGAACACGUCGUCUUUCAGACUGGUAUACACUACUACAUAAUCCUAGUCCAAACUAUGAAACAACUUUACAUUGUACUCAAGAAGCAGUAUAUCCUUUAUAUACCAUGGUUUUUGUUUUUUAUGCUCUUGGCAUAGUUAUUAUGCUGAUUCUAAGGCCAAUGAUAGCAAAAAAAUUCUUACCAAAACAUGGAAAAUUUUCAAUAUAUGCUGCCCUAUAUUUCUAUCCUAUUUUAGCACUUUUACAUGCUGUUGGAGGAGGUCUUAUAUAUUACUCAUUUCCUUAUAUCACUAUUAUUUUGUCAGUUUUAUCAAAUGCAGCACAUUUUGCUUUCAAAUUAAAUCAGACCAUGAAAUCUCUAUUACUUAGCUCAGUUUCAGAUGUGAAAAAUGUAAUAGUAAUACUUGGUCAUUGGUUGUUACAUGGUUAUGGAGUAGUAGCUGUUGCUACGUUACGUGGUAUUAGUAUUCAUCCAGCAAUGCUUGUCUUGGUUCCUUUACCUGCAUUGUUUUAUAUUUUCACAGCAAGAUUUACUGAUCCACAUAAACUUGAUAUACAAUAAAAAAUAUAUGCUUUAACUAUUAA